Messenger RNA from Anneissia japonica, 5838 nucleotides. Its product is annotated as kinesin-like protein KIF14. NCBI's taxonomy places the organism in Eukaryota, Metazoa, Echinodermata, Crinoidea, Comatulida, Comatulidae. Gene Ontology annotation, cellular component: kinesin complex; microtubule. Gene Ontology annotation, molecular function: microtubule motor activity; microtubule binding; ATP hydrolysis activity. Gene Ontology annotation, biological process: microtubule-based movement. The transcript has 28 exons. The record is from RefSeq and is a predicted model, not a curated record. Bases 122 to 4213 code for a protein of 1363 amino acids.
AGUCUGACGUUAGCGGCGCCGCCCGCGGCUGUUCAAUUUUUCAAAAUAAUAAAUUUACGGAUGUAAACAAGUAAACACACACAGUUUGUAAAGAGUCUGAUGAAAUAUUUAAGGUGUAAUUAUGGCUUUAAAAUCAUCAAUAACAAAAUAUUCAAGUAAAAGGGUGCUUCCGCACACACCUUCAAAUGCUAAGGAAAAUGUUUACCCAUUCACUAACCCUCCAACCACACCUGCAUCUGCGAAGUCGAGAAGUAAAAGUAAUCCACAAGCACUCUUUGGCACACCUGACUGUUAUAACACUGUCACAUUUGGGACACCUCUAAACCGGAGAACAACAUCUGAACAUUAUUCGCAGAGCAGCGAGUCCGAAGAAGAUGGGUUUAGUGUAACUGUGGCUGUUAGAGUUCGCCCAUUUAGUCAAAGAGAGCUCAACAACAGUGCAUCAACAUGUGUUGUAGCUAUGCAAGGAAAUGAAACAUUUGUGAAGAACAAGACAGGCAGUGCUAGCAGGUUUUGUUACGAUCACUGUUUCUGGUCUUUUGAUGAAGUCAGCUGUGAAUUUGCUGACCAGACGCUUGUCUACAAUAGGCUUGGCAAGCCUCUGCUCAUAAGUGCAUUUGAGGGCUACAAUACAUGUCUCUUUGCCUAUGGUCAAACAGGAUCUGGAAAAUCAUACAGCAUCAUGGGAUAUGGAGAGGAUAAAGGUAUCAUUCCUAGAUUUACCAAGGAGCUGUAUUACAGAAUAGAAAACCCAGAGGAAGAACAUGUAACUUACGAUAUUGAAAUAAGUUUCUUUGAAAUUUACAAUGAAAAAAUUCAUGACCUUUUAGCCGCGGCAUCAGAGAAAGGUCGCAAAUCUUUGCGUGUUCGUGAGCACCCUACACUUGGUCCUUAUGUGGAAGGAUUAUCAACAUUUGUGGCUAAAUCCUUUGCUGAUAUAUGUGGGUGGAUUGAACUUGGUAACAAGCAGAGAGCAACAGCAAGCACUGGGAUGAAUGAUAAGUCAAGUCGAUCACACUCGGUCUUUACAAUUAUCAUGACAAAAACUAAGAUGGAAAAACUAGAAGGAGAAGACUUGAUCCAUCGUGUGACAAGUCGCAUCAACCUCAUCGAUCUUGCUGGCAGUGAGCGUUGCUCCUCAGCUGCUACAUCAGGUGAUCGUCUUAAGGAAGGGGCAAGCAUUAACAAGUCACUUCUAACCUUAGGCAAGGUUAUCUCAAAUCUUUGUGAUAAAUCAGUAAACAAGAGGAUCAAAGCAUUUAUCCCUUACAGAGAAAGUGUAUUGACAUGGUUGCUAAAGGACAGUUUAGGAGGCAAUGCUAAGACAGCCAUGAUCGCUACUAUCAGCCCUUCUAGUAUACACAUUGAGGAGACGUUAAGCACGCUUCGUUAUGCUAAGCAGGCGCGAUCCAUCAUCAAUGCUGCUAAGGUGAAUGAAGAUCCAAAUGCACGUUUAAUACGAGAACUGCGAUCAGAAGUGGAGAAGCUUCGGAGAAGUCAGAAUGGAAGAGCGUCAGACACGGCAUACCAGUCAAGUCUCGCAGAAAUCAAGUCUUUAAAAGAACAGCUGAACGAGAGUGAACGACGGAUGGCAGAAGCCACAAGAGCUUGGCAGGAGAAGUUACAACAGAGUGAGAAGAGUAGGGAACAACAGUCGAGAGGAUUAGAGAAAUCUGGUAUCUCACUGAAGGUAGACAAUAAGCUCCCUAACCUUGUGAAUUUGAAUGAGGACCCUCAGCUUUCUGAAGUUUUACUCUACCUAUUAAAAGAAGGUCAAAAUAUAGUAGGUCAACAAAGUAAAUCCUCCAAACACGAUAUACAGCUUCAGGGUGCACUAGUGGCCCCAAAACACUGUAUAUUCAACAAUGUCAAAAACAUAGUAAGCAUCAGUCCCAUGUUGGAGGCAGAUACAUACUUGAAUGGGGCACUUGUCACUUCUCCUACAGUAUUGCACCACGGAGAUCGCAUUGUGAUUGGUGAUCACUAUUUCCGAUUCAACCACCCUGUGGAGGUUGGCAGUGGAAGGCAUAAACAACGUAAAUCAUCUCGUAGUAAACAAAGUGACUUUGAGUUUGCCAGGAAUGAACUGAUCUCUGCCCAAGCUGCAAGAUUAGAGAGUGAACAAGCUUCCAAACUCAAAGAACAUCAGCAAGCUGCCCAGCAAGAACUUGAGGAACAGAAGAAGUAUUAUGAAGCCAGGUUGAUCUCAUUGUCCACUGAGUUGGAAAAACAGAAUGUUGCUGCUGAAGAUAAGAUAACCAAGCUUCAGGACCAAAAAAGGAUGCUGGAAGAAGAAAUCCUGACGGAUGGUAAGAAAUUGAUCCAGAUGGAGGCUAUUGCCAAGGAAAGGCUAAGCCACUCCCACGUCAUCAUGGAACUUCAGCAGGAAAAGCUUCGGAUGGAGAAGAGCAUUCAGAGGCUCCACAAGCUGAAGCUACAGCAUGAAGAAAAGAAGAAAGUUGUUGUUGCAACAUUAGAUCCCUACAGAAGUAGACUGGAUUUACUACGUCUGUCUAUCCAUCUCCAGGAAGCAAAUAACAUCAGCAAAACACUCAAGAAACACACAAUUUUGAGUCGACAAGAUGUGGCGACCAGUGACCCCAGUCAAAACAUGGUGGUUAAGAUUCGUGUGAACAAUACUAGACUUGGAAUUGUCACAUACUGGAGUCUGGAUAAAUUUGAAGAAAAACUGCUACAAAUGAGAGAACUUUAUCAGAGUGUUGAUGUGGAUUGCUCCCAAGGAGAUGAUGUCUUUUAUGAUCCACAAGACUCCUGGCAAAAAGACAUCCAAAUGAAUCUUCCAAGCCCCUUACUACCAAGCAGUAGUACUAGCAGCAGCCUAUCAUCUGUUCAGUCAAGUGCUAGGUCAAGUCGAUGUUUGUCUGCAUCUCCAUCAAUUUCAGGAGAAAAGGAGGGUCCACUAGAUGCGUGGCCAAUACCGAAUCUCUGUCGGGAAACUCUUGGAAAGAUUUUAUCCAAACUGGACAACUUUCAGAUGGAAGAGCACAGCAUUGCUGAUGAAUUACUUAUCCAGAUGCAACAAAUUCUAACAGCUGUUAAUUUUAUUGAGCUUUUUCAAAGGAAGAAGAAUGAUGCAUUUAUUAAUUCAAGUGAUAUGUCAUGUGGUGUAGAUGUUGACACCAGCAUCAUGGAAGCUACUCAGGGCCUUCAAUACAUGUCUAGCCAAGCCCUGGAGUGGGCUAAGAACUUAUCUAGCCUAGAAGGACGUCUUAUACAAGAUCUAUCUGAACAGUUGGUGGACAGUACCAGGAAGAUAGUUAACAACUUCUGCAAGAUGUUACAGGGAUGUGAGGGUGACAUAGUAACCAUGGUUACUGAAUCCCAGCAAGAGAUCACCAAAGGACUGACAUUCACUGCCAGAAUAAUUGGUGAAUUAGCGAUCGCUACGGAAACAGAGGUGACAACACUGGAUCCAGAAAGAAGCAGUAGAGAGGAAAGUACACCAAAGAUUGAUUGUGCACUGAAGCAAGGUAUCUUAGAUGGUGCUGAUGCGCUUGUGGACCGCACGAUACAAGAAGGAUUAAGAGUGAUAGGAGAUUGUGAAGAGAGGCUUCAGACAUCCUUACAAAAGGUGCAAGACACACAGAUGGAAGGCGGGUUAGUUGAAAACUGUGUACCAGUAGUUGGAUCAGUUCGUCUUCUUUUCAUCAAGGUCCAGGAAACUCAGUUCGAGUUAGCCUGUACCAUGAACAUUGACGAAUCCUUACCAGAUGUCUUUUACUGGAGAAGGUGUCAGAGGAAUCAGAAUGUGGCUAUGGCUACUGGUGCUCUUGCGGACUAUGUACAGGAGGUCUCCCAAAUAUCAUCACAUGUUUUAAAUGGUAAUUGGCAACGUUACGAAUUGCAACAGCUUGGGCAAACUGUAGGCUGUAUAAUAAAAACAUCACAACAAUUAGCGGAAGCAUCAUCCACAGUGGAUCUGCUUCCUUGGCAAACUAUAUCCAUGAUGUCCGGAAACACAUCCUUACAAUCAAACGCAUCCCAGCAAUCUUCUGCAUCUACUCAACCUCAUCGCCCUAGCGACCUCGUCCUCAUAGCCAGCCAACAGAUAAAGUCAGCCUCACAUGAGUUGAUAGCGGUCUUGGAGAAAAAAUUCGAACGCGAGAGGCACGAAGGUGUGUUGACACCUACAAAAGGUAAACGUACCUUACCAUGCGCACCGGAGAUAUCGCAUGCUUCACACGUCAAAUAGACCAUUACGUUAGUGGACUUAUCUGAUGUCUAGCCCCAAAUAAAACAACUGCAAAUGGUUUAUAAAGCUAACUAUUGCCUGAAGCUAUGCAACAUCUUGUGGCAUUUCGUUUAACUAGGAAAUUCAUUUUGACAGCUUCAAGUAUAAUUUUGGAAUAAAACUAAAGUUUCUUCUUCGAAUGUUUUGAGUCAAUGGAUGGAAGGUUUGAUGCACUUUUUAGAACCUGUAUGUAUAUGCAGGCACAGACCCUUACUCAAUUGAUGCAAUUUUUUUUUUUUUUUAAUGAAAAUUUAGUAGUACAAUAUUAUGGGAAAUUGCAUUGCAAUUAAUUAUUUUCUCAAUGAACUUUUAGUAUGAAUAAUCAGUCAUAGUUUCUUUUAAAAUAUUAAUUUUUAUAUAUUUUAGCAAUUCAUGUUUUUUUCAUGAUUAUUUUGUGUUCUGGAAACAUGCAGAAGGUAUUGAUAACAAGCACUCUCACUCCUCCCUAAUUUUUAGGAAUAUACUGUAUGAAUACUUAUUUAUUGUGUAAAUAUAAAUUGUACAAAUAUGUAGAUUAAAGCCAUGUCUUACUGAAUUACCAUAGUGAUAUGAAAGUAGCUUUAUUAGCAUAGGACACAACAACGGUACUUUUAGACUAAUAUAUUUUAUACACACAAGCUCUGUGUUUUUUCAUUUUAAGUACAAUCACCAGCCUUAGCCUUAGUUAUGAGAACAAACACUGAUGUCACGUGUUAAAUGAUUUUGAACACAGGAGUCUGGUAUUUGAAGUCAGGUCUUUUAAAAACGUUAGCUAAAGCUCCACUUCUUCAUGCAGCAAGUCUGCCAGACGCAGAUCCAGUUCAGUUGUGGGUGGGGGGGCACUAAAUUUUUAAUUUCAAAGCAUAUCGAUGUUAUGUAUUAAGAUUAGCACUACUCACAUCUAUUCUUAAGAUGUUGUGCUCCCUGUUUGAAAAAUUCUGGAUCUGCCCCUGUCCACUGGCCUGCAGUGUGGAUUUCUGUGAAUGAUGUUCUCAAAAUAUAAUUCUGACAUUUGACAUAAUUUGAACCCUGACAUAUGACAUGAUUUGAACCCAGGGUUUUGCGUUUAAAAGACAAUUUUCCCUGAUGGUUCUCUAGGUGCUUAUUAUUCAUCAGGUACUUGUUUUUAAUUCAUGCUAAGAUCGGUAGUACAGUACAUGUAACUGGUUUCAUUCAGCAACUGCCCUAGAGGAAAAUAAUAUGUAAAACAUAAGUUGAUUUUUACUUUAUCUUUUAAUAAUUUAAUGUAAUUGUCCCAUUGAAGAUAAACGUGGCUUCUUUAUGCUACUUAAAGGGCUAUGGUGUGGUGAGAGCAUAAUGUGUAAAUACAAUGUGAAAUAAAUAGAAUUUAAAUAGAAUAUGUUACUAUCAAGAUUUAUGUGACAAAUGUCACAUGGGCAAAUCAGGUAUUGUCACAUAAAAUCUUUGUUGUGUGGACAGUGCUAACUUUGUUUGAAAAUGGUACUUUGUGUGAAGUAGUCUAUCAUGUUGAUGGAUUUUCUAUUUUUCUAUCUGUGUGAAAAAUUUCUGUCGAGAGAUGUUCUUAUGAAAUACACCACAACACCUUAUUUGGCUCAUAAUUAAAUAGUAAUCACAAUAAUGUACAA